UUAGUAAACAUGAAUGAUGCUAAUAUGGAAACCCUUGAUAAAACAACAAAUCAUGUGAUCGAGGAAAGUGGUGAUGAACCACCAGCUAAGAUCAGAUGUACGGAAAGCAGUAUAUCUAAUACAGAUUCGAUCAAACUCUCCGAUUCUAUUUUGUUAUUUCGGAAUAAAAAAAUUUCAAACCAUGGUGAAGUAUAUGAAGGAGAAAUAUCGAGUGCCACUUAUGGAACUCGUCCGAUUGCAAUAAAAUUUGUUCAAUACAACAAACAAAGUGUGGAAGAGGCAAAAAUUCUUUUCCGACUAAACCCUCACACUCAUGUGGUCUCUGUGAUUCACUCAGACGAAUAUCAACAAGGUCCAAUAAAAUAUAUGUACAUUGCAAUGGACAAAUGUAACCAAGAAAACUUGAGAAGUUUUGUGGAAAAUCGAAAGAAUGACGGAAUUCCAUUUGAUCCUGAACUUGCACUGGAUUUUGCAAAACAGUUAUUCACUGGAAUACAAUACAUUCAUGAUAAACUUGUGGUGCACAAAGACCUUAAGCCGGACAAUGUGUUUUUAUCCCUCGAUCAGAAAGUCAUUAAAAUUGGUGAUUUUGGCAUAAGUGAAGUCAUCGAGUCAAAGACUCAAACAGUUUACACCAGAAAAGGCCUCGGUACUGACGGUUACAGACCCCCUGAAUCAUUUGUGACUGGAUUUCCAACUUCCCAAAAAACUGACAUAUAUUCACUGGCUGUCAUUGUUUACUAUGUAUGGAGUGAUGGCCAACAUCCCUUUGGCGAUGAAAGAGACUUAUGGAAUCAUUUCAUGAAAAACCACAAAAACCUGAACCUGGAUGGACUUUUAGUUCCAAAUGCAGAAGUUGCAAAAGAUUUACUGGAAUGGAUGCUGCAGCUUGUUCCUCGUAAACGUCCAAUGAUAAACAAGGUUCUUUCCCAUAAGUAUAUGGCUCCACCGAAUGUAAAAGGUUUACUAUUCCGAGAUAUACAGGAAGAAUCUGCACAUUGCAGCUCACAAAGCUCUCCAACAAGCAGGCAUGAUGAACUUUUGCUUCCACAUUUUGAAAAUGGAACUUUCAAAUCAGAUUUGUCAACAAAAAAGAAAACCAAAAGUCAUUCUUCACAAGUUGCAACUUCAUUAUCAAAGCUUGUUAAUAAUUUCCACUUUGCAAAAUAUCUUGAAGAAAAAAUUAGGAAGACAGCUUUGACCUCGAAAUAUCGCCAGCAACUAACUGAUGACAUCUGGUGGUUUACAGACAAAUUGAUUGAUGACAAUUUUCAUUUCAAAGUUUAUGAAGGCCAACUGAAACUACCUAAUUCAGUUGCAGAACCUUGUAGGGUAUGGGUGUUUUCAAACUGGAAUGAAGACUUACUUCACAAAACAAAAAUUCUUCAGCAACAUCCACAUCAAAAUGUACUCUCUGUCUUUGCUAGUGGUUUGAUAAAAGGAAUAAAUAAACAUUUUGUUGUCACUGAAAGAUGCCAGUUUCUAACUCUUGAGACAUAUUACGAAGAGAGGAAACAAAAUAAAUUUCCUUUUGAUCCUAGACUUGCUCUCGUACAAGCAAAACAGUUAGUUAGUGGUCUACAACAUCUGCAUAAACAUAAUAUUGCUCAUGGAACAUGGAAGUGGUGUAUUCUGUUUUCACUUGACAUGCAAAACGUGAAAAUUAGUCUUUAUACCGUUAGCAUGUUUUCCUCCGUAUCUUUUCCAAAACUUAGCACUGAAAGUGAUAUAAAUAUGCUGGGUAAUAUCUUGUAUAGAUUAUGGUCUAACAACCUUAACACAUAUAGGUCAUUUAAAAAUGUUACGCAAGAUAAUGAUCGUAGUGAUUUACUGAUUCCCAAUCCUCACUUAGCCUGUGAUUUGCUUAAAAAAAUGACUCACGAUAACAAAAAUCGUCGACCAACAAUUCAGCAGGUUGUUGAUCAUGAAUUCUGGAAAAGUAUCAACGUUUAGUUUUUCAUUUGUUCAGUCUCGUACAUGUUUGUAGAUUCUAG
Messenger RNA from Styela clava, 1994 nucleotides. Lineage: Eukaryota; Metazoa; Chordata; Ascidiacea; Stolidobranchia; Styelidae. The record is from RefSeq and is a predicted model, not a curated record.